GCGGAGUUCGCCAAGGAGCUGCUCGCGACGCGCGUGCCGCCUGGCGUGGACGACGCCUCGUACGUGAAGGCCGCCUUCCUUGCUGCGGUGGCCAAGGGCGAGGCCGCGUCGCCUCUGAUCAGCAAGGAGUUGGCAGUGGAGAUGCUGGGCAAGAUGGUCGGUGGCUACAAUGUUGCUUCCCUCGUCACUGCUCUCGACGACCCCGCCCUUGCGCCGAUCGCCGCCAAGGAGCUCUCCAACACGAUCCUGAUGUUCGACGCCAAGUUCGACGUCGAGGAAAAGUUCAAGGCCGGCAACGCCUACGCCAAGCAGGUCAUGGAGAGCUGGGCGAACGCCGAGUGGUUCACGAGCCGCGGCAAGGUUCCGGAGAAGUACUCUCUCACCGUCUUCAAGUAUCACGCGCUUGACUAUAUCACCCACUCGGGCAUGUUAUCCGACAGCAUGAUCAUGUACCUGCGCCGUGCCGCUUUCCAUGGCGGUGCACCGUGCGUGACCAUCCUAGAUGAGAUGGCCGCUUCGUGA
Molecule: messenger RNA, 522 nt
Organism: Prorocentrum cordatum
Lineage: Eukaryota; Dinophyceae; Prorocentrales; Prorocentraceae
Source: the annotation of a GenBank genome assembly